CUUUACUUCCUGAUUAUUUUGUUUUAAUAAUUUCAAUUUUUUUUCUUUAAGCUUUUCUCUUUUCCCUUCUCUUUCAAGACACUUCAAUUGUUCAGUCUUGAUCUAUUUAUUUCCACCCCCCCUAAUACUUCAUCAUGAGACCAGAAAUUGAACAAGAACUCUCUCAUACUUUAUUAACAGAAUUAUUGGCUUACCAAUUCGCUUCUCCAGUUAGAUGGAUUGAAACCCAAGAUGUCUUUUUAAAACAACACAACACUGAACGUGUUGUUGAAAUUGGUCCUUCUCCAACCUUAGCUGGUAUGGCCUCAAGAACUAUCAAAGCUAAAUAUGAAUCUUACGAUGCUGCUUUAUCUUUACAACGUCAAGUUUUAUGUUACGCCAAAGAUGCUAAAGAAAUUUAUUACACUCCUGAUCCAGCUGACGUGGCUCCUCCAGCUCCAGCUGCUACUGCUAAAGCUUUAGAACCUCAUGUGGGCUCUACUUCUGCUCCUGCCUCUGCUAUUCCUCCAGCUACUACUUCUGGUGCUCCAGCUCCGGCUCCAGCCGCUGCUCCAGCCGCUGCUCCAGCUCCAGCCGCUGCUCCAGCAGGCCCAGCUGCUUCCAUCCCCGAUGAACCAGUUUCUGCCGCCUUGGUCUUACAAGUUUUGGUUGCACAAAAAUUGAAAAAACCUUUGGAUUCAAUUCCAAUGUCAAAAGCUAUUAAAGAUUUGGUUAACGGUAAAUCCACCGUCCAAAAUGAAAUCUUGGGUGAUUUAGGUAAAGAAUUUGGUUCUACUCCUGAAAAACCUGAAGAUACCCCAUUGGAAGAAUUGGCCGAAACUUUCCAAGACUCUUUCAAUGGUCAAUUAGGUAAAACUUCCACUUCUCUUAUUGGUAGAUUAAUGUCCUCUAAAAUGCCUGGUGGGUUUUCUAUUACUGUCGCUAGAAAAUACUUGGAAUCAAGAUUUGGUUUAGGUUCCGGUAGACAAGAUUCUGUUUUAUUAAUGGCUUUAACUAAUGAACCUGCUUCAAGAUUAGGCUCCGAUUCGGAUGCUAAAGAAUUCUUGGAUUCUGUUGCUACUAAAUAUGCUUCUAAUGCCGGUAUCUCUUUAACUUCUGCUAGUGCCGGUGGUGCUGGUGGUGCUGGUGGCGCCGGUGGUGCUGUUAUUGAUAGUGCUGCUUUAGAUGCUAUUACUUCUGAAAAUAAAACUAUGGCUAGACAACAAUUAGAAGUUUUAGCUAGAUACUUACAAGUUGACUUGAAUAAAGGUGCUAAAUCUUUUAUUAAAGAAAAAGAAGCUACUGCUCUUUUACAAAAAGAAUUAGAUUUAUGGGAAGAAGAACAUGGUGAAAUCUAUGCGAAUGGUAUUAAACCAACUUUCUCUCCAUUGAAAUCAAGAACUUACGAUUCUUACUGGAAUUGGGCUAGACAAGAUGUUUUAUCAAUGUAUUUUGAUAUUAUUUUUGGUAAAUUAACUUCAAUUGAUCGUGAAACCAUUAAUCAAUGUAUUCAAAUUAUGAAUCGUUCAAACCCAACUUUAAUCAAAUUUAUGCAAUAUCACGUUGAUCAUACUCCUGAAUAUAAAGGUGAAACCUAUCAAUUGGCUAAAAGAUUAGGUCAACAAUUAAUUGAUAACUGUAAACAAGUUUUAGGUGUUGAUCCAGUUUUCAAAGAUGUUUCUAAAAUUACUGGUCCAAAAACUACCGUUGAUGCCAAAGGUAAAAUUAAUUACCAAGAAGCUAAUAAAGAUUCAGUCAGAAAAUUCGAACAAUAUGUUUAUGAAAUGGCUCAAGGUGGUUCAAUGACCAAACAAAAAGGCCAACCAACUAUUCAUGAAGAUUUAGCCCGUGUUUAUAAAGCUAUCACAAAACAAGCUUCAUUAUCUAAAGGUACUAAAUUGGAAGUUCAAAAAUUAUACAAUGAAUUAAUCAACUAUGUUGAAUCAAAUAAAGAAAUUGAAGUUGACCAACCAACUAAAGAUGUUUUACAAAAAGCUGCUGCUUCUAAUUCUGGUACUUCAACUCCAAAUGAAGAAGAUGAAUCUGCUUCCUCAGAUGACGAAAUUGCUUCAUUGCCAGAUAAAACUUCUAUCUUGCAACCAGUCUCUUCUACCAUCCCACCUCAAACUUUACCUUUCUUACACAUCAAACAAAAGAAUGGUGAUGCUUGGGAAUACUCUUCUAAAUUCUCCUCUACUUACUUGGAUGGUUUGGAAAGUGCUGCUAUUAAUGGUUUAACUUUCAAAGACAAAUACAUCUUAGUUACUGGUGCUGGUGCAGGUUCAAUUGGUGCAGAAAUCUUACAAGGUUUAAUUAGUGGUGGUGCUAAAGUUAUUGUUACUACUUCUCGUUUCUCAAGAAAAGUUACUGAAUAUUAUCAAACCAUGUAUUCCAGAUAUGGUGCUUCUGGUUCCACUUUAAUCGUUGUUCCUUUCAAUCAAGGUUCUAAGAAGGAUGUUGAAAGCUUAGUUGACUAUAUUUACAAUGAUCCAAAGAAUGGUGGUUUAGGUUGGGACUUGGAUGCUGUUAUCCCAUUCGCAGCCAUUCCAGAAAAUGGUAAUGGUUUAGAUAAUAUCGAUUCGAAAUCAGAAUUAGCCCACAGAAUUAUGUUGACCAACUUGUUAAGAUUAUUGGGUUACGUUAAAACCAAAAAAGUUUCUGAAACUAGACCAGCUCAAGUUAUUUUACCACUUUCUCCAAAUCAUGGUACUUUCGGUUUUGAUGGUUUAUACUCUGAAUCUAAGAUUUCUUUAGAAACCUUAUUCAACAGAUGGUACUCUGAAGACUGGGGAAAUAAAUUGACCAUUUGUGGUGCUGUUAUUGGUUGGACUAGAGGUACUGGUUUGAUGAGUGGUAACAACAUCAUUGCUGAAGGUAUUGAAAAAUUAGGUGUCAGAACCUUCAGUCAAAAAGAAAUGGCUUUCAAUAUCUUAGGCUUAUUAACUCCUGAAAUUGUCAAUUUAUGUCAAGAAGAACCAAUUAUGGCUGAUUUGAAUGGUGGUUUACAAUUUAUUGAAAACUUGAAAGAGUUCACUCAUAAAUUAAGAACUGAUUUAGUCGAUACUGCUGAUAUUAGAAGAGCUGUUUCAAUUGAAUCUUCUAUUGAACAAAAAGUUAUCAAUGGUGAUAAUGUUGAUGCUAACUACUCUAAAGUUGUUGUUCAACCAAGAUCUAAUAUGAAAUUCGAAUUCCCAACUAUGAAACCUUAUGAACAAAUUAAAGAAGUUGCUCCUCAAUUAGAAGGUAUGUUAGACUUGAACAGUGUUAUCGUUGUUACCGGUUUUGCUGAAGUUGGUCCAUGGGGUAAUGCUAGAACCAGAUGGGAAAUGGAAGCCAAUGGUGAAUUCUCUUUGGAAGGUUGUAUUGAAAUGGCCUGGAUUAUGGGUAUGAUUAAAUAUCAUAAUGCUAACUUAAAGGGUAAACCAUACUCUGGUUGGAUUGAUGCUAAAACCCAACAACCAGUUGAUGAUAAAGAUAUCAAAUCUAAAUAUGAAGAAGAAAUCUUGGCUCAUACUGGUAUCCGUCUCGUUGAACCAGAAUUAUUCGAUGGUUAUGAUCCAAAUAAGAAAAAGAUGAUUCAAGAAGUUGUUAUUCAACAUGACUUGGAACCAUUUGAAUCUUCAAAGGAAACUGCCGAACAAUACAAACACCAACACGGUGAUAAAUGUGAAAUCUUUGAAAUUGAUGAAAGUGGUGAAUACACUGUUAAAAUCUUGAAGGGUGCUACCUUAUAUGUUCCAAAAGCUUUAAGAUUUGAUAGAUUAGUUGCUGGUCAAAUCCCAACUGGUUGGAAUCCAAAACAAUAUGGUAUUCCUGAAGAUAUCAUUUCUCAAGUUGAUCCAAUCACCUUAUAUGUUUUGGUUUCUACUGUGGAAGCUUUAUUAUCUGCUGGUGUUACUGAUCCUUAUGAAUUCUAUAAAUAUGUUCAUGUUUCAGAAGUUGGUAACUGUUCUGGUUCAGGUAUGGGUGGUGUUUCUGCUUUGAGAGGUAUGUUCAAGGACAGAUACCAAGAUCAACCUGUCCAAAACGAUAUCUUACAAGAAUCUUUCAUUAAUACUAUGUCUGCUUGGGUUAACAUGUUGUUAUUAUCAUCAUCCGGUCCAAUCAAGACCCCAGUUGGUGCUUGUGCUACCGCUGUUGAAUCUGUUGAUACUGGUAUUGAAACUAUUUCUUCAGGUAAAGCUAAGAUUGUUCUUGUUGGUGGUUAUGAUGAUUUCCAAGAAGAAGGUUCUUAUGAAUUUGCUAACAUGAAUGCUACUUCUAAUGCUCUUAAGGAAUUCGAACAUGGUAGAACUCCUCAAGAAAUGUCUAGACCAACCACUACUACUAGAAAUGGUUUCAUGGAAUCUCAAGGUUCUGGUAUUCAAGUUAUUAUGACUGCUGAUUUAGCUAUCAAAAUGGGUGUUCCAAUUUAUGCUGUUCUUGCUUUAACUGCUACUGCUACUGAUAAGAUUGGUAGAUCAGUUCCUGCUCCAGGUAAAGGUAUUUUAACUACUGCUCGUGAACACCAUGGUGACUUGAAAUACCCAUCUCCAAUGUUGAACAUCAAAUACAGAGCUCGUCAAUUGAAACAAAGAUUAGGUCAAAUCAAAUUAUGGGAAGAAAGUGAAAUUGAAUUCUUGAAUGAAGAAGCUGAAUUAGCUAAAGAAGAUUAUGGUGCUGAAUUCUCUGAAGCUGAUUUCUUACGUGAAAGAACUGAAGAAAUUCACCGUGAAGCUAGACUCCAAGUUUCAGAAGCUAAGAAACAAUGGGGUAACAACUUCUACCAAAAUGAUCCAAGAAUUGCUCCAUUAAGAGGGGCUUUAGCUGCUUUCGAUUUGACUAUUGAUGAUUUAGGUGUUGCUUCAUUCCAUGGUACUUCUACUGUUGCUAAUGAUAAGAAUGAAUCUGCCACUAUCAAUUCAAUGAUGAAACAUUUGGGUAGAUCCGAAGGUAAUCCAGUUUUCGGUGUUUUCCAAAAAUACUUAACUGGUCAUCCAAAAGGUGCUGCCGGUGCUUGGAUGUUGAAUGGUGCCAUUCAAAUUUUGAAUUCUGGUAUUGUUCCUGGUAAUAGAAAUGCUGAUAAUGUCGAUAAGGUCUUGGAAGAUUAUGAAUACGUCUUAUAUCCUUCCAGAACCAUCCAAACCGAUGGUAUCAAAGCUGUCUCUGUUACCUCUUUCGGUUUCGGUCAAAAAGGUGCUCAAGCUGUUGUUGUUCACCCAGAUUACUUAUUUGCAGUUAUGGAUAAAUCUUCAUAUGAAGAUUAUGCUGUUAAAGUUAAUGCUCGUAACAAGAAAGCUUACCGUUACAUGCAUAACGCUAUGACCCGUAACACCAUGUUUGUUGCUAAAGAUAAAGCUCCAUAUGCUGAUGAAUUAGAACAACCAGUUUACUUGGAUCCAUUGGCUCGUGUUAACGAUGAAAAAUUGUUGAAUUUUUCCAAAAAGGAUGUCCAAGGUAACACCUAUGUUUCUAAGGUUGCUGACGCCACUGCUAAAUCUUUAGCUGCUUUGAAUAAAUCAAACAAAGGUGUUGGUGUUGAUGUUGAAUUAUUGUCUGCCAUUAAUACUGAAAAUGAUACCUUCAUCGAAAGAAACUUCACCCCAGAAGAAAUUGCUUACUGUCAAAGCUCUUCUUCUCCUCAAGCUUCUUUCACUGGUACUUGGUCUGCCAAAGAAGCUGUCUUCAAAGCCUUGGGUGUUAAAUCUCAAGGUGCCGGUGCUUCUUUGAUUGAUAUCCAAAUUAACCGUGACUCCAAUGGUGCUCCACAAGUCUCUUUAUCAGGAGCUGCUAAAGCUGCCGCUGCUAAAGCUGGUAUCAAGAACCUCAAUGUUUCUAUCUCCCAUGAUGACUUCCAAGCUACUGCUGUUGCUUUAAGUGAAUUUUAAAUCUGAUUUAACUAUUUAUGUAUUGUUUUUUUGAAUAACUAUUCAACAUAAGUAUCUUUUGAUAAAAAUUUCAG
Molecule: messenger RNA, 5920 nt
Organism: Hyphopichia burtonii NRRL Y-1933
Lineage: Eukaryota; Fungi; Ascomycota; Pichiomycetes; Serinales; Debaryomycetaceae
Gene: FAS2
Product: trifunctional fatty acid synthase subunit
Exons: 1
Coding region: 135-5846 (1903 amino acids)
Biological process (GO): long-chain fatty acid biosynthetic process
Cellular component (GO): fatty acid synthase complex
Molecular function (GO): magnesium ion binding; 3-oxoacyl-[acyl-carrier-protein] reductase (NADPH) activity; fatty acid synthase activity
Source: RefSeq, a predicted model, not a curated record